GAAGUGGGAGCAUUUCCUGCGCCGACCGAGUUGUCGUGCUACCCUCUCUUCUCAGAUCUCUCCGGAAGUGUAGGAAGAAAUUGGGCAGAUUUGAACUUACCUGCUUUCAAACUGGUCAUCAUGAUGAAAAUUAGACACAAAAAUAAAAAGCCAGGUAAAGGUUCCAAAGGCUGCAAGAAGCCUGCAAAGCAAAAUGGGAAGAAAACAACUUCUAAAGUGUCCUCUGCUCCCCAGUUUGUUUACUCUAAUGAUCAUGCCAGUUGGGAGGUCGAAUUAAAGAAGAAGAGGGUUGAGGAGAUGAGGCAGAAGCAGCAAGCUGCCCGGGAGCAAGAGAGACACAGACGUAGGACCAUUGAGAGUUACUGUCAGGAUGUCCUGAGACGCCAGGAGGAGUUUGAGCACAAGGGGGAAGUUUUGGAGGAAUUAAAUAUGUUUCCUCAGCUGGAUGACGAGGCCACAAGGAACGCUUAUUACAAGGAGUUCUGUAAGGUGGUGGAAUACUCUGAUGUGAUUCUGGAAGUCCUAGAUGCCAGAGACCCAUUGGGCUGCCGCUGCUUCCAAAUGGAGGAGGCUGUCCUUCGGGCGGAAGGCACCAAGAAGCUGGUCUUGGUUUUGAACAAGAUUGACCUGGUCCCCAAGGAGGUUGUGGAGAAGUGGCUGGAUUACCUUCGCAAUGAGCUGCCAACCAUAGCUUUCAAGGCCAGCACCCAGCAUCAGGUCAAAAACUUG
Galeopterus variegatus (Sunda flying lemur) is the source of this 729-nucleotide messenger RNA. RefSeq names its product guanine nucleotide binding protein-like 3 (nucleolar)-like (gene GNL3L). The annotation marks the transcript as partial. The record is from RefSeq and is a predicted model, not a curated record. The transcript is spliced from 8 exons. NCBI's taxonomy places the organism in Eukaryota, Metazoa, Chordata, Mammalia, Dermoptera, Cynocephalidae. Gene Ontology annotation, cellular component: nucleolus.